AUGGCCAAUAUGUUUUGGUAUGGUACACAACAUAGGGGAACGGUAGAAAAUAUCAAUGUUAUUGAUGAUAAUUAUAUUUCAAAAUGGAGAAUCCGUGCUCACAAACCUCUGAAGCCACAUGGAGCCAUAAUCCCGUACCUUCAUCAAUCUGGGUUCUACCAUGUUUCUACAAUAGGGUCAACACAUAUCGAUUCAAGGUUAGUUAUAGCCUUACUGGAACGGUGGAGACCCGAAACUCAUACAUUUCAUCUUCCAAAUGGUGAAUGCACAAUUACGUUGGAAGAUGUGAGUAUGUUACUGGGUCUUCCUAUUGAUGGAAAAGCGGUAAAUGGUCAAUCUGAGCUGGGUGAUGGUGCAUGGAGUUCUAUUUUAGGGGAUGAACCGCCAAAAAGUGAUAAAGGAAUGACGGCGAGGUUGACAUGGCUUAAAGACAUGUACCAACAUGAACCACCAACCGAGGAGUCACCCGAGGAGUAUAAAAUUAAACAUGCUCAUAUUUAUAUUUUACUCCUUAUCGGGCAAGUUUUGUUUCCCAACAAAAGCGGAAACACUAUACACUCAAAAUGGACACAAUUUGUUGUUGAUUUAGAAGAUUGUGGAAAAUUUAGUUGGGGUUCCGCCGUUUUAGCGAAUCUAUAUAGGGAAAUGUGCAAGGCGGUAGACGUAAAAGUAACAGAGCUGUCAGAAUGCGUUUUACUUCUUCAAGCUUGGGCUUUCACACGUAUGCCUAUAAUAUCUCCGGUGGCUCCGCUUCAAUCUCCAUAUCCAUACGCAAGAAGAUGGUUGAUCAAGAAACUUGACUAUCAAAACAACCCGCGCCACCAUCUUCAAGGAUACCGAUUCAGGAUUGAUCACAUGCUUGAAGAUCAGUUUAUUUGGAGGCCGUAUCUUGGAUUAGCGCCCCAAAGGCACGAGGACAGCUUGAUAUGGAGUUCAACUACGUAUAUGAUAUGCUUUCAUAUUGUAGAAAUGCAUCAAGCUGAUAGGGUCAAACUACAAUUUGGCCAUUUACAAGGGAUACCUGAAGAAGCUCGAUGCUUGGCUGAACACCAUAAAAUGACAACAUUAAAAGCGCGUCGACAUGCAUAUAUCACAUUAUACUCUGACGAACAAAAUUGUUGGUUGCAUCGAGAAUUGUUUACGUUGGAUGGAGAUCAACUACAAACAGAGGAGAAACCGUCAAAAGAGUACAUGCAAUGGUAUCACUCACUUCCUCAUAGAUAUGCAUCGUACGAACAAUUUCUCACUGACCCUCGCCAAAAUCAAUAUGCCUCUACUCAGGCAAGUGGCUCUCAACAAACUCACCACUCACAACAUUCUCAGCCUCCCCAACCCCAAUCCUUCCAACAACAAACUCCUCACUUUUCCCAACAUCAAACACCCAUCCCCCAUUAUCCUGAACAACAAACUUUUAACCCACAUUUAUCUCAACUACAAACUCCUGCCCCUUAUUUUUAUCAAAAUCAAACCUUUAACACCCAAUACCCUCAAUCUCACUCCCAACCAAAUUACAUUUAUGAAUCCCAACAACCACAAUUUUAUAAUAGGCCAACCACACAAUUCACACCCAUCAUGCGACCAAACUUCGAUUCCUCCUCCUCCCAACAUAACCCGCCAUAUUUUCCAACCAUGUGUCCCCCACAACAGCCGCAAUAUAAUUUGGGCGAGGAUCUUAACGUCAGUGAUUAUGAUUUACUGCAAAGUAUUUGGUCUCCUCCACAAGCUACCGCUCCUACUCAAGAUAAUCCUCCAACAUCAGAUGCAACACAACAAAAUCCUCCGACAACAGAGAUCGAAGAACAAUAUGGUUUUGGUCAUCGUGCUCCGCGACCGCGUCAUUGUUUUACCGGUACUCGUUUAGGACCGGAUCAUCAGCAUUAA
This is a messenger RNA of Vicia faba (fava bean), 1881 nucleotides long. Lineage: Eukaryota; Viridiplantae; Streptophyta; Magnoliopsida; Fabales; Fabaceae. The record is from the annotation of a GenBank genome assembly.